ACUAUUGCAAUACAAAGAUUAGCUACUCGCUGCAUUGUUUGGCAGAUGUGGGCAGCUCGCUCCCGUCUCUCUGUGCCGUUUAAAGGGCGGCGGCGAUGAGGAGGAGCAGCAUGUCGGUGUGAAGACGUUUCUUUCACCGUAGAGGAGUUCAUUCCGGUGUCUCAUCAGCCACCUACUAGCCUACUUCUCAUCGUUGCCGCCGUUGUCCAGGUAGCCAUGGCGACCAGCGCUGUGCCAAGUGACAACCUGCCAACAUACAAGCUGGUGGUGGUGGGGGAUGGUGGCGUGGGGAAAAGCGCUCUAACCAUCCAGUUUUUCCAGAAAAUCUUCGUGCCAGACUACGACCCCACCAUCGAGGACUCGUACCUCAAACACACCGAAAUCGACGGACAGUGGGCGAUACUGGAUGUGCUGGACACAGCUGGUCAGGAGGAGUUCAGCGCAAUGAGGGAGCAGUACAUGAGGACGGGAGACGGCUUCCUUAUUGUGUUCUCCGUCACUGACAAGGCCAGCUUCGAGCACGUCGACCGCUUCCAUCAGCUCAUUCUACGGGUCAAAGACAGAGAAGCGUUCCCCAUGGUGCUGGUUGCUAAUAAAGUGGACUUGGUUCAUCUGAGGAAGGUGACGAUUGACCAGGGCCAGGAGAUGGCAGCAAAACAUAAUAUAACUUACAUUGAAACCAGUGCCAAGGAUCCCCCGAUGAACGUGGACAAAGCCUUUCACGAGCUGGUUAGAGUCAUCAGACAACAAGUUCCAGAACGAAACCAGAAGAAGAAAAAGAAGAUGAAAUGGCGAGCUGAACGUUCCACGGCUUCCCACAGGUUUCACUGCGCCAUAUUGUGAUUCUGUUUGUCCUGGUUAUUUACUACACAAACACAAACCGACACGCACAAGAACACACUUCUGGACAUCAGGGACCCCCCCAGCAGAGUUUAACUACUGGAACAUUAAAGAGGAAGGGACUGGGGAGAUGGAUCGGGUCUGGGACGGAUGUCCUCCUCCUCAGACCUUCACCUUGGACUGAGUCGUACCCAAAUGUGUUCAACCCUGAACAGCUCCAGACUGACCAUCAAGUCUAAUUAGUGAAUUUAUUAAGUGUGGCUCAAAAUGGCAACGGUUUGGUGAAAAACUCUUGAGAAACGAGAUGGAAAAAGGGAAGUAAUAUUAAAAACUUUUUAUGUAUUUUCUACCAUCUCACUAGAGCUGCAGUCGGCUCUGGAUCAGCUUCUCUGAGGGUUUACGGAGGGUUUAUAAAGGCGGUGAUGGCUACUUUGGUGGUGUUGGUGGACGUGACGAAGAAUGACUGGAACAUGCUCCACAUGACCAUGUCCUGGUUGGCUCUGGAGAGAGCUGGAGCUGAUCUGUUGAGGAUUGUGGUGGAACGGUGAUUAUUGUGGGUUUGGUUUCCCCAUUAGUGAUUGUUGGUGGUGUGAUAAAUGUGGUUGAAUCUAUACAAGCAUCAGUUAUAAAAAAAUAUAUUUAACUGUAAAUUUCCAUAUAUUUUGUAUCUUUUGUGCAAAAUUACAAAUUUUUGUGAUAUAUCUAUAUACAUAAAAUAUCUUAUGACUGAUUCACUGCUGUUAAACAGGAUUUUGUUGAGGGAAUAAAGGCUGAGACGCGCCGGAGAAGCUGAUUUUUGCACUGGCCACAAACCAAAAUUAUGUGAUGUCACUUUAUUUCAACCUUAUCUGCUUUUUCAUCAUGGACUUCAGGACUCCGUUAGGAGGUGAAUAACUCCACCUGGCGGAACGGCGCUCCCCGGGUUCCAACAUCCUAGAGCUUUCCAGUCCAAGCAUCACAUUUAGUCGAGGUUUAGGUGGAACGUUUAGUGUAAUGCCUUCAAAAUGGCUCGUACUGUUAUCAGGUCCAAGCGCUGGUGGGCAGUUCUUCCUGUCUGGAAACACGCCAACACCUCAUGAAGGAAUAUGAAUAUAUAUAUAAAUAUAUAUUGCACUUUUAAUACAAUUUGAAUUUUUCCUGUAGGCAUGUUAUCUCUUAAAUCUGAGCUAGCGGAAAGGCAUGAGGAAAGGGAAUGUGUAAAAAUCAGACUCUGAGCAAACAGCUGAUUGGAGUUGUAGCCUCGUGGGCCUGCAGACGCCUGUUGCCUUGGCGAUUGUAACACCGAUUACCUGAGAUGUAGUCAUCAAAAGCAUAUAGAAAGAACACCUUUAGUGUUUUUGUGUUUAUUUGAUGAAUGAAGUUGAUCUUCACCUGGAAGUUGAAGCAAAGCAGAAACGAACAAAAAAAAAAUAGCUGAUUUCCAGGAGGAGUCCAGUCAUUCCUGCUUGGCGAGCAGACAGCCUGGAUGGUUGGAGGAAAAGUAAAGACAAAAAAAAACCCUGAAUGUGUCGACGGAAACAUUUGUAUGGAGUGUAUUUGAUACCAGUUUUGUAUUCUUGAUAUGAUUGCAAAGUGUUUUAAAGCAACUGAAUAAUUUAUUGAUGUGUGUUACCUCAUCGUGUUCCUGACCUGGGUGACACAAAAAACACAAAAAAAACAACUUUUUUUAGUUCACAGGUGGACUCUUCCUAUUUGUAUGUAUUCAGUACUGUAUGUUUUGGACCAAGAGGUUGAGAAAUAAUUUGGUCCUGAAUCUUUUCAAAAGCACAAAAGGUCAAGGGUCAAAGAAAAAUCUUGCUUCUGGACAGCAUCAGAACCAGAAGUCAUUUCCUUUUUUUUUUUUUUAUUUUUUUUUUUGAACAGCGCUUAUGAGACUUUGUUUUCUUUGCAGACCAAACUUUAACUCGUGUAAUUAGCGUCAUUGUGUGAGGGGUCAUGUAAAGUUUGAAUGGGGAGACAGAUUUGUGUGUGUGUACCAUGUGUGUGUUUUUGACUUGUUCUGACCGGUGGUGUCAGGCUGAAGAGCUAGACGAGCCUUUCCAUCUAGCCUCAGGGGUUAAAUAUAUUUCAAUAAAACAAAUAAAGUAGUUGUGACUUGA
Messenger RNA from Nothobranchius furzeri (turquoise killifish), 2939 nucleotides. RefSeq names its product muscle RAS oncogene homolog a (gene mrasa). Gene Ontology annotation, biological process: Ras protein signal transduction. Lineage: Eukaryota; Metazoa; Chordata; Actinopteri; Cyprinodontiformes; Nothobranchiidae. The record is from RefSeq and is a predicted model, not a curated record. Gene Ontology annotation, molecular function: GDP binding; GTP binding; GTPase activity. Gene Ontology annotation, cellular component: plasma membrane.